AUGUACAGCGAGUUCACUAGGAUUCAGCCAUUGAAUGAAGCCAAUAAGAAUAGGAAAAUAAUUAUAAAACAUUUGAUUUCUAUCGUCACAGGAAACAAGGCGAGCUAUUUUCACGCCAACAUCAGGGAGGACAUCCCAAGAAAGAGAGUUAUUGCAAAUCAUGCAAUUUCAUUACUUUAUCUAGUAGAAGACAAGAGGCAAAAAGGAGUAGUUCUUGAACGAUGGGAUGGAAUCGACGGUUAUUUGACCCGGAAACUUCUGGAAGAUCCUCGUUUUCCCACAAUGCCAACAUAUCGUUCUUACACAACAACAUUCAGCGAGCCAGUCAACUGGGGAGACAAUUAUGGAUCACGAAUCAGAGGUUACUUCGUACCACAACAGAGUGGACCUCAUGUUUUCUUUAUAGAGAGCGACAACGAAGGCCAACUUUUCCUCAGUACAACAGACAACCCAGAUCAGAAAAUAUUGAUAUGUCGAGUUGGCAAAGAUCACGAGUCGCUUCCUUUGCAAUUUACAAAGUAUCCUGAGCAAGAAUCUUACCCAAUAAACCUAAAAAAGGACUCCUAUUACUACAUUGAAGCUCUUCAUAAAGAACAAUAUGGCAACGACUCCUUAGCGGCAGCUGUAAAAACGCCUGAUAAUAAAUUUUAUGCGCCAAUACCUUCUGAUUUUUUGUGGACAAUGGCACCUCCUAAACCUCAAGCAAACGAAACUGCUUCUUCGUUUUACCUUAUGAAGAUAGCAGCUAAAGCUGGAGCUAAGGCGGGUGCAUCCCUAGGUAUAAAUGAAGCACAAAAGAGUGGUGCGAGGGCGGGUGCUAUGGCAGGUGCUGCAGCGGGCCAGAAGGCUGGAGCUGAGGCUGGAGCUGAAGCAGCAGCUAGGGCAGCAACUGAAGUAGCCACAAAAACACUGAAAGAAGCCCUGGCAAAGCUAGGCACAUUUAACAAACCGACGUUUAACAUAUAUGCAGGAAAUGGAAGUGUUAUACCAAUGCAGCCAGGAGUCACGUCUCAAACUGGGGGACAAGUAGUUACAUCUGGGACCAAUGCAACGGGCACCAACUUGACGAGCACAAGUGGCGUGGAAGGAGGUCAAACUGGUCAAACUGGUCAAAUAGGUCAAACGGGUCUGAUAGGAGGACAGGCUUCCAUUAAUAUAUCAACUCAAGUUCAAGGUGGGGUGUACGGAGCACCGGGUGAAGCAGCUCAUCCAGGGAUUUACAACGGGGCAUUUGUAUACAACCGGGCAGUUCCCUACUACAUUCCACCAACUCAGUACAAUGCUCAUAUCGUAGCCAGACAUAGGGAGUUUCUGGACUCGCGAGGACUCUCAAGAAUUCGUAAGUAGACAGGCAUAUGUAUUUAUAUAUAUAUCUAGGAAUACCUGAAGUCGUCUCCUAUCGUGAGAGAGUAAAUGGACUUUCGAGGUUAAAAAGGUGCUUUCAGAUGUAUCUCUUGUCUUUCUAUUUCUUAUACUGCCUAACCGCUCGCAUCAUGUUACCAAAAGAGCGACCAUUGACCGCCAAACCCACGCUUAAAUUUUAUAACGCAAGCAAUCACAGGAUCCUUAAAUAACUUGAGUGUUUAAAGGGGGGUGUUUUCAGUCGCUGUACAAACGUCUCACCAUUUGAACAACUUUUCUUUCCUCGAUAGUUGUUAAUGGUGCACUGUACGUGGUGUACUCUUUUGAUGUUCCUGCUAGUCAGAAUCCUACGUAUAAUCUCUGUUGGCGAAUCACCAAUGGGAGACUAGAGCUGUCUCAGAAUUGUCAGGUGCGUACAUUGUAAGGCUGUGUCAACUGAUUGAAUCCAGCUAAGGAUCGCGUGGAGAGUUAAGGUUUUUCGAUUUUGAAGUCCUAUUGAUGAAAUGUUUCAUCAUUAAAAAGUUGAUUUACGUAUUUUAAGAUAGACGACGUUUUGAUCCUCUCACUAAACCAGACAAUUAGACAGGGAGACCAGUCUGUCUCGAUGAGCUUAAGACCUGCUGCGCAAGUUGUCAAUGACCAUCAAUGGCAAUCAGUGAAAAACAGUUUGGACAGUUAACAUUGAUAGAUUAGAAACUUCAAUUCAAUCGCUGGCCAGGUUUGGAAUUGCAAUGCUAAGGAAUGCACAAUAUACUCCAUACUUUAUAGCAAAGAUCUCCACUGGAAUAUUAAGCCUCUCAGAAUAAAUGAUAAGAGUACAUUAUAUCAGAAUUGUGUAAAAGCUGAACAUAUAAAAAGCCAACCCGAGAUUAAAUUCAAUACCAAUAAUUCAAAUUUUUUUAUAAGUGCAAAUUUCUCGUCGUGGUCGGAGAUUCGAAGUCAGCU
Messenger RNA from Orbicella faveolata, 2307 nucleotides. RefSeq lists its product as uncharacterized. Gene Ontology annotation, biological process: L-arabinose metabolic process. NCBI's taxonomy places the organism in Eukaryota, Metazoa, Cnidaria, Anthozoa, Scleractinia, Merulinidae. Gene Ontology annotation, cellular component: cell surface. Gene Ontology annotation, molecular function: alpha-L-arabinofuranosidase activity; heparin binding. The record is from RefSeq and is a predicted model, not a curated record.